Messenger RNA from Ramularia collo-cygni, 633 nucleotides. RefSeq lists its product as uncharacterized. The transcript is spliced from 3 exons. The record is from RefSeq and is a predicted model, not a curated record. Bases 1 to 633 code for a protein of 210 amino acids. Lineage: Eukaryota; Fungi; Ascomycota; Dothideomycetes; Mycosphaerellales; Mycosphaerellaceae.
AUGGCUCGAUUGAAUCUUGCCGCAAAGGCUUCCCAAGCGAAAAUUAUAUUCCCUCGCCUGGUAGCAAAGGACCAGUCUCACCAUUCCUACAUCAGUUUUCUCAAAAGUACCUUCGAAGCUGGGCAACAGAAUAAGAUCGCCAUUGGGUUGGCGGAGAAACAAAAGGUGGACGACGAAUUCAGGUCUCAGUUAGUUCAGCUCUACGGCCACGAUGAUAAGUUCUGCAAGACACAACUUCAAGAGCUCAACUCUCCAGCGUCGAUGGCACUGUGGAAAGGAUUCAAAGCCCGCUCGGGACCGCUCGUGAAGACCGCUAGCUCCAUGUUACUCUCGAGCGAAACCGACGAAUUGACACUGCCAGCAGUGGGGAGGUCUGUGAAGGGUGAAAACGACAAGGGCGAUAGCUGGAACUUCCAAACCUACGAGGAAUUCGCGAAAAAGACCGAGAAGAUGAACAGGAAUACGGUGUUUACAAAGAAGCUCAUGGACGACUCUUUCCAGAAAGCGAUCUCUCUAGUGGUAUCCAAGACGCGAACAAGGGGUGGGCGGACGGCUCAGAAUAUCGGUGCCGUUAAUAAGAUGCUGAAUAGAUGUCUUGGAUCUGAGUCGGACAAGUAUUGGGAAGGGAGAUGA